GCUCAGGUCUCUUGCCACUGGUUUAGUCCUGAGCUGGUGCAUCUGCUGGCUGUUCUUCUCUGCUUUCCUCCUCCUGUGGUUGUAGAAAGAAAAAGGGAUGUAUCCGUGCCGGGUAGCUUUGCAGAGAUUUUCUCCUUUUGCCAGACACUCCAUCACACACAGUGCAAUCCUGCACAGAGAGGUCGUUCCUCGGAGGCUCAUGUCCUCGGUUCCUGGUGGAACCGGAGAGAACCUGUUUUACGUAGUAUUCUGCGGUGGAGCGUUAGUGGCUGCCAUGGCUUAUGCUUACAGGACGGUGUCUACAGACAGCACUCGUUUUACCGACCGCCUGACAGAGAUCACGGUACGACCCAAGACUGACUGGAAGCCCAAACCUUGGCCACCAAAGAAUGCUGAUGAAGCAGAGGAAGCCGUCGAGGUAGCUCCGGCUGAGGCAGACGCAGAAGAGGCAGCACCGGUGCCUGUGGAGCUCGUCGCUGAAGCUAAAGAGGAGGAGCCGGCCUCUGUGGUGGAGGCGGUUGCCGAGGCGGUUACUGAGGCAUCUGGCAUCGUCAAGGAGACAGAUGAAGUGGCUGCAGUGGCUCACGAGUCGGAGAAGAUAGCAGAGGAAGUGGAGGGUGAAGCCAAGGAGCUGGAAACGUCUGCAUUUCCUGUUGUGGAGGAAACAACCGCUAAGAGCAAUGGUACGGAAGCAGCCUCACAGGAGGAGGCGGUUACGGAAUCGGCUAAUACAGAGGCAUGAGGGGUGUUGGGGGGACACACAAAGUUUAAAAGGUAUAGGGCCUAAAUGGUAAAAGGACACAUUGCAAACACAUUAUAAAGACUAGAUUAUUUCAACAAUUUUUAAAAAAAUAAAUGCAUCUAAAAGAUUCCAGUGUAUUUUAUAGUUAUUUAUUAAAGCUGGAGAUAAAUCGGCUAAAUGUCUUUUUUAAAGAUUUAGCGUAUUAUAGUUAUAUUCUGACCUAAAGGGAAACUCCACCAUGAACGACUUCCAUAUUACUCUCUCUUUCGAAUCAACAUGAUUUAUUUUCUAAUAAAAUUGAGUUUAAAUUUCUUUCAUUGACCUAUUAAUCUAUCUUCAUGUCACGAUUGCGGACGUUACCGACAAAUCACAUGACGACCUGGUGAUAGCGGUGGGAUUUAGCCCUCACUCGGUCUGUACAUAAAGACAGCGAUGCAGCAGCGCUUUAGUCUGUCCAACUGUCUCACGUCUUCAUCUAUCUAAACACUGCUCGGAAAAAAAAAGAAAAGUUGAAGCUUUAAUACUAAUACUGCUGUGAACACCGUCACGCUCAUCGUCUCAUAUAGAUCAUAGCUAACUAGCUAUGAACUGGAUCGCUGCUGUAAGUCAGUGACUAUGUUUACAUGCACGUCCAAAUCGAGCUGCUGUUGGUAAUCGAGCAAAGGGUCCCAGCAGGGGUGCCAGAGAAAUCCAAUCCUACAUGCACAAGUGAAAUCGGGCUAUUGUGCAAGGUGCAUUGUGCACCCGAGCCACACGUGGCGCUACACGCCCCAUCGUGUUGGUACACUUCCGGUUGUCGUCAUGAAGAAGAGCUAUAGUGUUGCCAGAUACUGCUGACGUAUCCCAGCCCAAAACAUGUUCAGAUCCGCUAAAAUGCACUUAAAACCCCCAAUCUGGCAACAGUAGUAGUUCCGUGUUCAAGCUGUUAGGCUUGCUCUAACAGACUAUGGCUACAAACUGUUUUGUAAGACAACUUAUUUUGCACAAUAAUAUUUUUCUA
Messenger RNA from Neoarius graeffei (lesser salmon catfish), 1742 nucleotides. It is a transcript of the gene mgarpa, whose product is annotated as mitochondria localized glutamic acid rich protein a. NCBI's taxonomy places the organism in Eukaryota, Metazoa, Chordata, Actinopteri, Siluriformes, Ariidae. Gene Ontology annotation, cellular component: mitochondrion. The record is from RefSeq and is a predicted model, not a curated record. Gene Ontology annotation, biological process: anterograde axonal transport. The coding region runs from base 98 to 742 and encodes 214 amino acids. The transcript has 4 exons.